AAUUAUUGGCGCAGACAUGGGUGUAAUCUCUAUUAACCGCUUGGGACAGCAAUCUGACACGACUGGUGAGAUGCCUAUUAGGAGCAUGACCGACGUGCACACGGAUGGAUGUAUGGGUUAAUCAAUCACCACCCGGCUGCUUUGUGAAAGUUUUUUAAAACCCACAAAGCUAUUUCGGCCAGACCCGGGAACCGAGUAGGUACAACAGUCGCGCUAUUCGACUACUAGGAAGUUUUUGCUCUAUGCUUCCAAUGAAAUACAUAUUAAGUACCUAAGUUUAUCUCAAAAAUAUUGAAAGCUGAAUUUUUCACUGGACUUUAAUCCCAUUACAAAGCUUUUUCACCAAGCCAUGAGCUUCAUCUCAGGCGUGGUGAGUGAUCUCAUUCAUUCGUGAUUUGUGAUUCGUGAGCUGUGACAUGACACGAUCCGUCUAUAUUCUGAACGCCGCUUAUCAACAUUUACUUAAGAAUUAAUUAAACACCUAAAAUAUAAUCAAUAAUAAUUUAGUUAUAAACGUAAAUUACGUACCUACUUGAUAAAAAUAAAAUCUCUAUUCAGGUUUAAUGAUACAAGCAAUAUAAAUGAUCUAAUGAUAUUUUUUAGUUCUGGUAACAUUAACCAAGUUCGGUAUGGAUUUUUUCGCGCCGGCGCGAAACGUGUUUGCUUCUAACUUCCUUGUAUUUUUGGACCUAUUGAUACUUGACUUAAAAUUCAAUUAAAUUAUGGUUUCGACGCAAGUACGCUAUUGAAUAUUGUGAAUAAUAAUUUUCAAAAGUACUCGUUACAAAGAUAUAAAUUAUGUCUUAUAAAUAAUUAUAUAAGUGCGAAAAAUCUUUAGAAUAUUUCAUAUUUUAUAAUAAUGUUAGUGAUUUAAAAAGUGCUGCUGAUAUAUUCGCUGAAGUGUGUUAGUCAAAAAUGGGUUCUAUCGUGUUAAGAAGUUUGUCAAUCCUUUUGGGAGUGUUUUUUAUAUUUGUUGGAAUAACAAAGCUAACCCCAUUUAUAUCGAAGGAACUGCAUAAAGACUUGAGGAAAGAAUAUGUGAGGUACGCAAAAGUGUUUCCAUUGAUGGAAACAUUAGACUUCAAACUACCUUCGAAAUGGUACAGGAGGGCUGUCGGCGGCCUCGAAAUCUUAUUUGGAUUAGCUCUAGCAGCUAUACCUAGUCAUAAAAUCAAGAAUACAGCUAACAUAGGCCUCGUCUUAUUGAUGAUUUUAGCAGCAUAUUCGCAUGUAAUGGUAGGCGAUCCCUUCGACCGCUGCGCCCCCGCACUUGUGUUCUUCUUCAUGUUGAGUGGAAGACUUGUUGUUUGGUAUCAAAUUAGCCGCCGAGAAGAGUUGGAGAGAGCUUCUGCUACUCAGAACGGGAAUGGGCUCAAGCGUGAAUAAGUUUUAUGAAAUAAGUUUCUUUUCUAAGCAAUGGCAUUGUGCUUAGGUAUUGUAAUAGCGUCAUAUUUUAGAGUAAAAUUUUAAUUUUACUUUGAAUUAUUACUGAAUUAAUUUCGAAUGUCUUAGGGUAGGAGACGUUCAUCAAUUUACUGGGUAUCUUAGAAAUAUAAUUCGAUGGGUAAUUAAUUAAGCUGUGAUGAUGCUAGUCAAAAGUUGCGAAUAAUUACGUUAAAUUUAUCAGCUUUUAGUAAUAAAUCCCUGACAAUGCACAUGAAGAACCAACCUGAACAAGUUAAUUUCUAUUUCUAGGUGAGAUAGGCUUCAGUGAGUGUAAUUUGUAUCUAAAAGUGAUAUUAAGUUAAGCGAUAUAUGCUAGGUUCAUUUUAUAUUGUGUGAGUGGUGUGUAUGUGUGUGAUGUUUGUAGAUUCAUAACAAUAACUGCCAGCGCAUAUUCAUAGUUAAUAUUUAAUGCACUUUAAAAAAAUAAAAAUUAAUGAGGCACCUUUAAAAUAUACAUGGUUAAUAUUAUUUGCUCAAUCACUACCAAUAACACAGCUUUUUUUAUAUAUAACAAUAUUUUGUUUCAAUUAAUAAUUAUAUCUGCAGUACGUAUACUUAUUUAUUAUAAAAUCAUGUGACACAAUAAAGCUUCUUAACUAAGUUACUUAAAUGCGACAUUUAUUUAUAUUGUGUUCAUAAAAUAGAAAUGAGAUAGAUAAUUAUUACUAUUUAUUACGUGAAGUGUGAUGUAAGUGGAGUAAUAGUCAAUGAAUAAAUGGAAAGUAUUACUUA
Messenger RNA from Helicoverpa armigera (cotton bollworm), 2178 nucleotides. Its product is annotated as novel acetylcholine receptor chaperone. Bases 916 to 1386 code for a protein of 156 amino acids. Gene Ontology annotation, cellular component: endoplasmic reticulum. The record is from RefSeq and is a predicted model, not a curated record. NCBI's taxonomy places the organism in Eukaryota, Metazoa, Arthropoda, Insecta, Lepidoptera, Noctuidae. The transcript has 4 exons. Gene Ontology annotation, biological process: chaperone-mediated protein complex assembly; positive regulation of protein localization to cell surface.